Molecule: messenger RNA, 4101 nt
Organism: Doryrhamphus excisus (bluestripe pipefish)
Lineage: Eukaryota; Metazoa; Chordata; Actinopteri; Syngnathiformes; Syngnathidae
Source: RefSeq, a predicted model, not a curated record
GGAAAUGUUUCUUGUCGGACUCUUCAGACACGGACCAGACGAGGCCAACUAGUAAACAAUUCCUUGUAGGAAAACUAAAAGAACAUCCACGUUCAGGAUGUUCGGGUGCUUUUUGUAUAGAAGACAUGCGGUCCGGUACUUCACGCGGUCACGUUUCUGUUCGAGCUCGUCUGCGAACACCCAGCAUGUCACGCACGGCCGUGGCGGGACAAGGUCGGUUAGAAUCGGCUGCGCCUCCGGGUUUUGGGGGGACACGGCCACCUCAGUGCCUCAGCUCAUCCAUGGCGGUAGACUGGACUUCCUGGUUUUUGAUUACCUGAGUGAGAUCACCAUGUCGCUGCUGACUGCUGCCAAGGCCAAGAUGCCUAAUCUGGGUUACGCUCCAGACUUCGUCCAGGCUGCACUGAAACCGUUUAUUCACGACAUCCACACGAAAGGUGUCCGUGUGGUCAGCAAUGCGGGUGGCGUCAACCCGCUGGCUUGCGCCGCGGCCAUACAGGAUGUCAUCAAGAAGGCCGGUCUGGACCUCAAGGUUGCCGUGGUGACGGGCGAUGACCUCAUGCCCCAUAGAAACAGACUCGCCGAGGUCAAACUAGCUGCCGAUGGCAGUAGCUGUCCGUUACCUCGAACACUGCACAGUAUGAACGCCUACCUCGGGGCACUGCCUAUUCGCCGCUGUUUGGACCUGGGCGCUGACAUAGUGGUGACCGGACGUUGCGUGGACAGCGCCCUUGCUCUUGGCCCACUCAUGCACACUUUUGGGUGGGAUAGCAGCCACUUGGACCUGCUAGCAGCCGGCAGUCUGGCAGGUCACCUGAUUGAAUGCGGCGCUCAGAGCACCGGCGGCAUCUUCACCGACUGGCACCGCAUCCCCGACUGGGACAACAUAGGUUUCCCGGUGGUGGAAUGUUCCCCUGACGGCUCCUUCCUUCUCUCUAAACCGCCAAAAACAGGGGGCCUGGUCUCCUUUGGCACGGCUGCCGAGCAGCUGGUUUACGAAAUCGGCGAUCCGCGGCGUUACAUGCUGCCCGACGUUGUUUGUGACUUCAGCCAAGUACACAUCCAGGAAGUUUCUGGUGUAGAGGGUGGCGCCGUCAGAGUCAGCGGUGCCAAAGGCUCAGCUCCAUCGGCUGACUACAAGGUGUGUGCCACCUAUAUGGAUGGUUUCCGUGCCACUGCUGUGUGCCCGCUCGCUGGUCCAAGAGCAUCAGAAAAAGGCCGCAGGACAGCCGAGAGCAUCAUCAAAAGAACACGACGCAUAUUUAAGCAUUUGGGUAUGGAUGACUUCACAUCCGUAAACAUCCAAGUCCUGGGAGCAGAGGACACGUACGGUGCCAACGCUUGCAACAUAGACAACAGGGAGGUGGUCUUGUGGAUGGCGGUCCAACACAAAGACAAGAAGGCACUGGAAGUCUUCUCUCGGGAGAUCGCACCUGCUGGGACCGGCAUGGCUCCUGGGCUGUGCGGCAUCGUGGGCGGCCGUCCCCGUGUGUCACCUGUGCUGAAGCCGCUCUUCUUCUUCCACCCCAAAUGUGAAGUCAAGGUGGACAUCCACUUGGGCGGACAACUAGUGGAGUCCAUCUCAGAAACGGGGCCCAACGCAGGCGAGCUUGAAGAUCCUCCCACCUGCGUCGAGGACACCCCAGAUGAAGAGCUUCCUGCUGGUCCUCACUGCUACAGACUGGAAGAAUUGGCCUAUGCCAGGAGCGGAGACAAAGGAGACUCGGCCAAUAUUGGAGUCAUCGCUCGCAAUGCCCUCCUCUUCCCUUACCUGAAGAAACAUUUGACUUCUUCUGUGGUGGAGGAGUACCUGGCCCACGUCUUUCCACCGGGCCUCAGUGGCGCCGUCACACGUUACACUCUACCAGGCAUCAACGCUCUCAAUUUUGUCCUGAAGAAUUCUCUUGGCGGGGGAGGGGUGGCAUCACUGCGCAGUGACCCCCAGGGAAAAGCCUUCGCUCAGAUGUUGCUGGACUUGAAACUCAGAGGACUUCCUGACCUCAAAUCCCUACUCCGCUGACCGCACACACGUACAUAUGCACACACACACACAGGUUUUAGGGACUUGAGGAGCCCACAAGAAAUCCCCACAAUGUGACCUAAUUGAAAGCAGUGUCGCCAUGGAAACCACUUCCAUGUUGGCCUCCAGUAUAUGAAAAAGCUUAUUGGGAUGAAGUAGAAGAUGGUUUUAUGACCUUUAGCAUCUCUGAUGUUUGUGUGUCACCCUCUUAUGACGCUUAUCGUGAAAGGACACGGCUGCUAAUGUAGCAUGUUAGCAUCCACACACCUAGCCAACAUUAGUGCCUUUGUGAGCUGCCUGUGUGUGUGUUUGUGUGUUUGUGUGUGUGUGUAGGUGCUGUUUGAAUGAUACAGAAAGUGCUCUUUAAUUAUGUGUGUCAUAUUUGUGACCCUUGUGAGGAUAAGCGGUAGAAAAUGAAUGAAUAUUUGUGGCCUGUCCAGGUGCUAAUUACUUUAUUUGCUAAUGGCAAGAUAUAAUGAGGACCAGCAUAUUGUAAAAAAAAAAAAAAGAUUACAAAUAAAAAUUAACAUUUUGCACUGUUGAAUCUUAAGGAGAUUCUAAAUAAAGCUACAAAAUACAAAAAAAAGACGUGACCCCAAAAAAACUUGUGUAAAGUGAAAUAGGCUGUUAAUCAGCUGAUCAAAGGUUUAAGAACAUAUACUAAAUAAAAAAAAAAUAAAUAGAAAUAAAUUUGUCAAAAAAGGACUCAGUAAUGAGAGGCUGUUCUGUUUUUGUUUUGUCCAUUUUGCAUUGUUGGAUCUUAAGGAAGUUCAAAAUAGAGCUUCAAAAUGCCAAAAGAAGAAAUGGGAAUCAGACAAAACAUUUGAGUAAGCAAUUUAUUGCAAACAAGCAUUAAUGUGAAAUAGGCUGUUCAUCAACUGAUCAUAAGACCAUAACAUGCUUGAUGCCAGUGUUUCCAGGAGGCUAGUGGGAAUGUUGUGGGAAUCCAUGGAGGACAUCCACUGUCUGGAAGGCAUGUUGAUUUUUGUGAACCUUUGAAUGUCCCAUGUUUGGUUCUGGUGCGAAGGAAGGGCAUCGUGCUGUGCUUCAGUAUUCAACACAGUACAUGUUGGCAUCCAUGUUUCCUUCUAUGAAAUACAAGGCAACGUACCACACUGGGACCCGCCCACGGGGCAAUGCCCCAGCUGUGUCUACAUGUUGUCUGUUUGGUAGCACAUAGUAUCUGUGUGAGCAGCUGUUCUCUGUGACAACGGUGAAUAAAACAUCACAUAGGAGUCAUCUCAGAGAUGACCAUCCGGAGUCUCAACCACAUAGAACCUUACCCCAAACAUCCAGGAACUUGUCAUUCCCACAACAAAACAGUGUUGGUGCCGCCAUCUUUGGGGUACAAAUUACUGGUGUUGUUAUCUGUACUUCAGAUGGAAUAAAACACACUGAGCUUUCAGAGCUUUUGUUUGCGCGUGUAUGAUUCACCAAUUUGUUGGCCGCAGACUCAAUAGUUUGGGUCGCCACCUAAAAUCCCACUGACUUUAUUCCUGUGUAAAUACAUUCAGAAGAGUCUGUCCACUUCUCGUAGCUUUGCCUCCAGGGUCUUGAGACACAUGCUAACUCGCAAACUAGAGAGCUAGCGACCUAAACGGUAGCCUUCAAGUUAUUUCCUUUAAACUUAAAUAGCCAAAAACUUACCACUUCCACAUGGAUAUGGAGGAUAACUAUUAACAGUUAUUUAACCUUUAACAUGAACAUUAAUCAAACGUAAAUUUUUUCUGGGUACAUGAUGCCAUACAGCAUCCAUAUCAAACUUGCGUUAAACUUUCAUAUCAAGGCGGGGACCUCAAACUAGUGUCCUGCGGGCCACAUUUGGCCCAAGGGUCGCAUGUUUGAGACCCCUGCCAUACAGCAUCCAUAUCAAACUUGCGCGGGCCGCACUAACAUUAAACUUUCAUAUCAAGGCAGGGGCCUCAAACUAGUGUCCUGCGGGCCACAUUUGGCCCGCGGGCCGCGUGUUUGAGGCCCUGUUCUAAAACGUUGUCUGAUUGCAUGAAUAUGUACAAAUACUAAAUGACAGAACUUGAUUGUUGUUUGCGGUGGCUGCCAAACUCAAAAAGCACACUGACGCU